Messenger RNA from Blastocystis hominis, 816 nucleotides. RefSeq lists its product as hypothetical. Lineage: Eukaryota; Bigyra; Opalinata; Blastocystidae. The transcript has 2 exons. The record is from RefSeq and is a predicted model, not a curated record. The coding region runs from base 1 to 816 and encodes 271 amino acids.
AUGUUUUCAAGGAUAUUGUUAAGUCAGCAAAGUCCGAAGAAAUGCCGAAAACAGGAAAUGUCAACCAUGGAGCGAUCUACAAUUGUGCAGACAUCGAGUGAUGAUGAGUUUACUAGUGCCUCGAUGUCUCGACAAGACAUGGUACUAAAGAGUUCACGGUUGAAGAAGUUAAAGUCUCAGUCAUCUGUGAGUAGUCCAGAUGUUAAAGUGCACUCUACCAAGCGUCAACCAAUUGUGAGCGACGACAGUGAUAUGGAUGCAUUUGAAGCUGAGAGUGUUGAGAGAGAAUUAAAGGAUGUGGAUAAGCAGAGUACCCUAAGCAUUUCUAGUUCCUCAAGUGUGAUUAGUAUUUCGAGUGCUAGUAGUUCAUCAAACUCAGUGAGUACUUUGGAUGUGGAUCGUUCUGCCAGCACAUCCAUUCCUUCCAGCUCGAACCCUUCUAUGAGCACAUCAGGCUCGCACAGUACAUCCAGUGUUUCAACGUCCUCCUCGACGUCUUCUCUGUUCGAGCAGGAGGGCAAUGAAUCACCCGUGCUGGCGUCUCCUCAGCGAAGGCGAAGCCAUGCGAUGAUUCCCGAGCUUCCUCUGCAGCGUCGAACGAGCUCGGCCGAUGAUGGAUCGCUGAUUUUGACCGUGAAGCGAUCGAAGAAGCGGCCGCCUUCGUUCCCCGCUGCUCCGCCGAUGGAUGGGAGCGCAGAGGAAUCGAAGAAGCAAGCGGAUUGGACUGUAACGAGCGGAUCGGUGCGCUCCCAACCCGAUCAAUGCGAGAACGCAACGCCAAAGAAAUCGUCAGCCAUUCAAUCGGAAGUCUAUUGA